CCGCCAUCUGACAGUCGAUGCGUUAGCUAACCUCAAUCGAUUGGCGAUGUUAGAAAAGAUGUUCAAACUUUUGCGAAAAACACAAUUAUUAUGCAUCUGAGCGACAAUUUUGCAUGCGCAGUUAUUAAUUGUUGAUACCUAAAACACUAUUUAGCAGCAAAUAGCACCGGACUGUCUGACUUUCGUGUAUAAAUAGGUGGAUUUUGGAAAAGUGAAUUUGAAUUCUUUGUAAGUGUUUUUUGCUUUUGUAAAAGAAGUUGAAACCAAAAAUUCUGAGGGACUCAAACGACGCAUUCACCAGUAACUUCAUCAGCGGCGGAUCUAGGAGUUUCUUGAAGGGGGGGGCGCAGUAAUAUAGGAAUAAUUACUUUUUGUCUACCACAACCUUUAUUCUGCAGUGUUUUUAUUGCACUUGAAAAUCACAAAACACACGGAAACAACAAACAAGAAUAAAUAGUAUUAAAAAAAAACAACGAAGGAAACCAUAUUAAACUUAAUCUACAGUUUAGGGAACGUCGGUAAAAAUAAUGAAAAGGAUGAACUCAGGGGCGGCGCCCUUCCUGCGCAUCCUCCCCUCUCUGAAUCCGCCACUGAAAUUUAUUAAUGUACCUAUAUUUAAGUCAAGAACCAGUUCGAAACAGAGACAAGUACUUGUCUCUGUUCGAAACACUGAACUGGUGGUACUGGAUGAAACAUGGAAGCAACCAAUGUAAAGCGGAAGUCAUUGUUGAUAUAUUUUAUGAAAAAUUUGACAGUCACAUUUGUUUUCCUAUUUUAAGUAAUUUUUGUGUGCCGAGUUUAUGGGUAACUUAACUGAGCGGGUCUAUCCAAUGAAAAAUAUGUGUUAAUGUGAUUGCUCUAGUAGAAUGAAUUAUAACCUGCGACCAUCAUUAAGAAACCUAAGGAAUUUUACUUAGUAAAUGUUUUGAAAGGAGCUAAUAAUGGCAAGACCUAAACAUUUUUACUCUUUCAUUAUUGGAACACCCGAAAGAGCCAGUAUCCAUAGUUUGCCAUGCUACGUUGGUGUCCUCACAAUUUUUGCCCUCACUUGCCUUUAUGGCAUUGUAAUAUUGGUGGACAAUAUUCUGCCAACUCCUUUAACAGUUCUCGAUGAGUCACGUUAUCCACAUGCUUUUAUUGCCGAGAGAGCAUCGUGGGACCUGAAAAAUUUAACCGAUAUCGGUCCCAGGGUGGUAGGAAGUUACGAAAAUGAAGUACUUGCUGUCGAAUACCUGACCAAAACAAUAAAUUCUAUCAUGCAAGAGUCUCACCCAAAUCAAUAUUUGGAACAGGACAUUCAGAUUGUUACAGGGUCGUACUAUUUAAGCGCUAAGCAGGGAGUUAUUAAUGUGUAUGAGAAUGUUCAAAAUGUUGUCGUAAAACUGCAUGGAAAAAAUGGAUCUUCUAGUGUGCUGGUAAAUGCACAUUUCGAUUCUGUUCCCACAAGUCCAGGAGCUAGUGAUGAUGGAAUCAAUGUGGCAGUUAUGUUAGAGAUUUUGAGAAUAAUGUCCAAACUGGAAGAUAGACCGAUCCACAAUGUUAUUUUUCUUUUCAAUGGUGCAGAAGAAACUCCGCUCCAGGCUUCUCAUGGUUUUAUCACUCAACAUAAAUGGGCAAAAGAUUGUAAAGUUGUUAUAAAUAUGGAUUCAACGGGGUCAGGCGGAAAAAUCAUACUCUUCCAAACAGGCCCCAAAACACCAUGGUUGUUGAAAUACUAUAACGGCGUCCCACAUCCCUAUGGACAAGUUGCUGGGGAAGAACUGUUCCAAAGCGGAUUCCUCCCAUCCGGUACCGAUUUUCGGAUUUUUAGAGACUUUGGAAAGCUAGUAGGCCUUGAUAUGGCUUUUAUAAAAGACGGUUAUCGAUACCAUACCAAGAACGAUCAAUUCGCGUAUAUUCCACUGGGGUCGUACCAGCACGUUGGCGACAAUGCUUUAUUUCUCAUCAAAUCGUUUUCUAAUGCUCCUGAGUUAUAUGAGCCAGUUUCAACAGGAGAAGAAACAGUUUAUUUCGAUAUUUUGGGAUUAUACAUGAUAUCUUACAGCAAUUUUAUUGGAACGAUUGUUAACAGUUGUACUAUCGUUUUAUCAGUUGCUGUUUUCUUUUACUCCAUAUUCAGUUUGAAGUUGGCUUCGUCAAAAGCUACCUUAAAUUUUAUUGGAAUUACAAUGGCUGCUAUAUUGUGCAGCUGGAUACUGUGCAUUAUAUUCAUAUUUGUACUUGCCGUAAUUACUGAUCUUUUGGGGAAAACAAUGAGCUGGUAUAGACAUCCAUGGUUGGCGUUCGGCUUGUACGCUAUUCCAAGUACUGGCUUAUCUGGAUAUUUGCUACUUUUAAUUAAUCAUGAGAACAUAUCUCUAAAUAUUCGCUGUCAAAUUCAAGCUCAUUUGGUGAGGCUGAUAUGGACAGUAGUUCUCCUGUUGGGAGUGUCUUUGAACAUUAGAGCUUCAUAUGCUUUAAUGAUUUCGAUCUUAUUUUCUUCAUUGGCUUUUGUAGCCAUUCAUGUUAUGCGCUUUCAGCAUUCAGUUAAUAUGUGGCGAGUCAUGUACAUACUAUUUCUGGUUCCGCCAGCGAUGAAUCUAAUGUAUCAGAGUCUCACAACUUUUUCACUGAUUAUUCCAAUGACUGGUUUUAUUGGUUCCGACAAAAAUCCGGAUUUGAUUAUUGGAUUAAUGGUUGUUACAUUCACAUUACUGAUAGUAUCUCCAGUGACUGCGUUGACCAAUUUGUUAAGGAAUGUUAGAUGCUACUUUAUUUUUCUGGGAGCCAUUUUCAUUUUGUUUCUUGUACUGAUGUUCACUCCUAUUGGAUUUCCUUAUUCGGGAGACAAUGAUACUUGUACACCGCAAAGGCAGUGGAUAUUGCACACUUCUAGAACAUUUUACAAUGAAACUGGAGCAACUGUUGAAGCAGAUGCCGGAUUUUUCUUUCUAAAUUUAGACAGAAAUUCUCCCAGAAUUUUGAAAAGAUACGUAAAAGACUUAAAUAGGGCUGUACCGAUAAGUGAUGAUUGUAAAAAUUAUCCCAUGUGUGGAAUGCCGGUAUCACAUCCUAGAAUGGUACAAAUUGUAGAAUAUAGUACGUGGAUUCCUGCAAGUAUACCAGUCUUUCCACAGCCUGUGAACGUAGAAGUAUUUUCAGGCGGUGUUUCGGAAAAUGUACUUCAAUAUAAUGUUUCUAUCACUGGUCCUGAUAGAGUCACUGUCCUCAUGUCGCCCAGAGAAAACAUAACUUUUCUUAAUAUCAGUUUAGUUGAUAAAGUUCAGAAAUCUGAAACGAUGUUUCACGAUCGUCCAUUAUACUUCCUAUGUUAUCAAUCUGGCAAAGGAGAUAUGAGAUUUAAUUUUACGUUUGACGUUCGAACACCUCAGAAUUGGAAGGGGCCUACAAUGAAUUUAACUGUAAUUGGCAGAUAUGUGCACACUGAUCAAAUUAAGAAAACUGCUGAAUAUAUCAAAUUAUUAGCACAAAUGCCCAAAUGGACUGUUGUUACAGCUUGGCUGGGUUCGAGUUACUUUUACGUGAUUUAAAAGUUAUCAAUUUUUUUAUAUCAAAAAGUUGUGCAACGAAGAUUUACGACUCUCUGUGUUUAGGUUUAUUGCAUGCGUAGCAUUAAUUUUUAAUUAUUGUAAACGAUUGAAAAUGUAUAAUGAAAUAAAUUAUACUUGGAACUUA
Molecule: messenger RNA, 3675 nt
Organism: Dendroctonus ponderosae (mountain pine beetle)
Lineage: Eukaryota; Metazoa; Arthropoda; Insecta; Coleoptera; Curculionidae
Product: endoplasmic reticulum metallopeptidase 1
Exons: 14
Coding region: 942-3530 (862 amino acids)
Biological process (GO): proteolysis
Molecular function (GO): metalloexopeptidase activity
Source: RefSeq, a predicted model, not a curated record